AUGUUAGCGGUGGGGGCGAUGGAGGGCACCCGGCAGAGCGCGUUCCUGCUCAGCAGCCCGCCCCUGGCCGCCCUGCACAGCAUGGCAGAAAUGAAGACCCCGCUGUACCCCGCCGCGUACCCCCCGCUGCCCGCCGGCCCCCCCUCCUCCUCGUCCUCCUCGUCCUCCUCGUCGUCACCCUCCCCGCCUUUGGGUUCCCACAACCCAGGCAGCCUGAAGCCCCCGGCCGCGGGGGGGCUCUCAUCCCUGGGCAGCCCCCCUCAGCAGCUCUCGGCCGCCACCCCACAUGGCAUCAACGACAUCCUGAGCCGGCCCUCCAUGCCCGUGGCCUCAGGGGCAGCCCUGCCCUCCGCCUCGCCCUCCGGUUCCUCCUCCUCUUCCUCGUCCACCUCCGCUUCCUCCGCUUCGGCCGCCGCGGCCGCAGCUGCGGCCGCUGCCGCUGCCGCCUCAACCCCAGCGGGGCUGCUGGCCGGCCUGCCCCGUUUCAGCAGCCUGAGCCCGCCGCCGCCGCCGCCCGGGCUCUACUUCAGCCCCAGCGCCGCGGCCGUGGCCGCCGUGGGUCGGUACCCCAAACCGCUAGCCGAGCUGCCCGGCCGGACGCCUAUCUUCUGGCCAGGAGUGAUGCAGAGUCCACCCUGGAGGGACGCUCGCCUGGCCUGCACUCCUCAUCAAGGAUCCAUUUUGUUGGACAAAGAUGGGAAGAGAAAACACACGAGACCCACGUUCUCGGGCCAGCAGAUCUUCGCCCUGGAGAAGACUUUCGAACAAACGAAAUACUUGGCGGGGCCCGAGAGGGCUCGCUUGGCCUAUUCGUUGGGGAUGACGGAGAGUCAGGUCAAGGUUUGGUUCCAGAACCGUCGGACCAAGUGGCGGAAGAAGCACGCAGCCGAGAUGGCCACGGCCAAGAAGAAGCAGGACUCGGAAACCGAGCGGCUGAAAGGGGCCUCGGAGAACGAGGAGGAGGACGACGACUACAACAAGCCCCUGGACCCCAACUCGGACGACGAGAAAAUCACGCAGCUGCUGAAGAAGCACAAGUCCGGCGGCGGCGGCGGCGGCGGCCUCCUGCUGCACGCGUCCGAGAACGAGAGCUCGUCCUGAGCGCCCGCCG
Messenger RNA from Eubalaena glacialis (North Atlantic right whale), 1111 nucleotides. RefSeq names its product NK6 homeobox 1 (gene NKX6-1). The record is from RefSeq and is a predicted model, not a curated record. Gene Ontology annotation, biological process: regulation of transcription by RNA polymerase II; cell differentiation. Gene Ontology annotation, cellular component: nucleus. Bases 1 to 1101 code for a protein of 366 amino acids. NCBI's taxonomy places the organism in Eukaryota, Metazoa, Chordata, Mammalia, Artiodactyla, Balaenidae. The transcript has 3 exons. Gene Ontology annotation, molecular function: DNA-binding transcription factor activity, RNA polymerase II-specific; RNA polymerase II cis-regulatory region sequence-specific DNA binding.